Haplochromis burtoni (Burton's mouthbrooder) is the source of this 3691-nucleotide messenger RNA. RefSeq names its product myocardin related transcription factor Bb (gene mrtfbb). The transcript is spliced from 14 exons. Gene Ontology annotation, biological process: smooth muscle cell differentiation. The record is from RefSeq and is a predicted model, not a curated record. Bases 211 to 2988 code for a protein of 925 amino acids. Lineage: Eukaryota; Metazoa; Chordata; Actinopteri; Cichliformes; Cichlidae.
CACAACACAGUGACCUAGCGAGGGUUAACGCCAGCACCACUGUGUUCCCUCCUUCUGACGUUGAGUGAGCGCUCACACAUACUUACACACACUUUCUCCACUGAGGCCGGCAGAGAGACGGAGAGAGAGCGAGCCAGCUGUCGUCCUCUCAGCGCUGGCUCUUUCCUCCUUCUCGCUGACUCCCGUGUUCUCCACUGGCCUCAUCACCACAUGGGACUCCAGACCUGGCCACCAAUCGAACUACAACUUUUCCCUAUGGCGUGCCUUGACGUGGAGACCCCUUCCAUCUGCAGGGGUAAAUUCAAAUCAGUCCUGCAGCUCUGUCUGCAGCAGAGGAGAACUCGGGAGCAACUUGUGGACCAAGGCAUCAUGCCGCCCCUAAAAGCACCUGCUGCCUUCCAUGAGCAGAUUCGCAGCCUGGAGAGAGCCAGGACUGGGACCUUCCUGAAGCACAAACUCUGCAGCCGACCCGGACGUUCUGAGCUGGUCCGCAUGCACAUCCUACAAGAGACACAUGCAGAGCCCUCCCUGCAGGCCACACAAAUGAAGCUGAAGAGGGCCAGACUGACUGAUGAUCUCAAUGAGAAGAUCGCCCAGAGGCCCGGACCCAUGGAGCUGGUGGAGAAGAACAUCCUGCCUGUGGACCCCGGUGUUGAGGAGGUUAAUAAUGGUGGUAGCAAGGUGGAUCGUGCGAAGACACCUGACACUUCGGAUGUGUACAACUUUGAUGAGGACAGCAGCGAUGCCUUUUCACCGCAACGUCCUGCAAGCCAACACUCUCCCAGCUCUACAUCGGCCUCGCCGCGGGAGUCUGAAGAGGCCACUCUUAUGUUAAAAACGACCAUACAGCACUCCCCGCCACCCAGCUCACAGUCUGCAUCAGAUUUAAACAACCCUAUGCCCACCGGUGAGCAACAAAGCAACCUACAAUCAACUCAACCUCAACCUGUCACCACUGUCGUCACCUGUGUUACACCGGGGCCAGUUCUUGUGAAGCAAAGCUUGGCUAAGCCUCCUGCUGAAAAAAGCCGCAGCAAAAAGAGCAAAGAGCCCAAACCACGAGUGAAGAAGUUGAAGUACCAUCAGUAUAUUCCCCCGGACCAGAAACAAGAGCUUAAUGACGUGCCAAUGGACUCUGCUUACGCCCGCCUCCUGCAGCAACAGCAGCAGUUCUUGCAGCUCCAGAUCCUAAACCAGCAGAAGCAGCAACAGCAGCAGUACAAUUACCAGGCCUCCAAGCUCAACAGACCAACAACUGAGGUACAAACCAGCUGUUCUAACAUUGCUUUUAGUGGAAACGCUGCGUCUGCCCCUUUGCAGCUCCACCACAUGAACCGCAAGCCGGAUCACUUACCAGCUAAUCUGGACGAGAUGAAGGUAGCUGAGCUGAAAAUGGAAUUAAAACUCAGAUCUUUGCAUGUUUCUGGGACCAAGACUGAGCUGAUCGAGAGGCUAAAGCUGUAUCAGGAGAACUCUAGCAUCCAGACUGCUGCUCCCAUCGAUGCAGCAAUCUCACAGUCAGAAACUCCUAAAUUAACCCCACCAGUGUCCCCUAUUGCUUCUAGAGUCUCUAAUCUGGGCAUAGAAGAUAAUAGUACGGCAGACAGUCCAACAAAACUGCUUUCAGAUGCUCCAGCCCAUCAUGCUCCCUGCAUGAGCUCCCCACAGAGUGCGCCACAUGAGGAGUGUCCCAUGGACACAAAAUCCCACGAGCAGGACUCUGAAAAGGACAAACGGCUACAUGAAAAGGAGCGUCAAAUUAAGGAACUAAUGAGGAAGCUGGAGCAGGAGCAGAGGCUGGUGGAGGAACUGAAGAUGCAAUUGGAGGUGGAGAAAAGGAGUCAACAGGGAGACUCUCCAUCUCAGCUCAGUCCUCUGCUUCUUGUCAAGGUCAAAGAGGAACGCAGGACUCCGUCAAACUGCACUGCAUCCUGCAGCUCUCCUGGUCUGCCAGUACUGGUCAAACAGGAAGAGCCUGCAGAUCAGAGCCACAUAGCCAGUCAAAAUCAAUUCAUUCUCGGUCACCAGACCAUCACACAGUCUGAAUCCCGUCAGCCUGCGCAGGCCGGAGCUCAGAUCCUACUGCCCGCAUCCCUUCCUGCCUCAGCAGCCACUAUCCAGCUCCCCACCAAAGGCAUUGCAUUACACACAGGCCUUAUCCAGGCUUCUGGAUCGGUGCCACAGAAAACAGAGGCCUCAGCAGUAAUACAUCAGCAAUGCAGUACUCAAACCCAGCCACUGGCAAAGACGUGGAGGAUUAAUACCGCGGCACAGAACUUUCUCAAUACAUUCCCAGUGAGUGGAUGCACUGCAGGAGUUUCUUCAGGCCAGGCUCUUCCCAAAGGACCUACAAAUAAGCCUCCCUGUUCCAGCCAGUCUCCAAACAGUUUGAUCUUGCAGCAUCCAAAAUUCACGAACCACGUGUCAAAGUGUAAAGACCCACCGCGCUAUGAGGAUGCCGUUAAACAGAAACACAGCAUGUUAACAGCUGUUCAGGGUCCCACUGCGGCCAGCCAGGAGAUGGAUGACCUGUUUGACGUGUUGCUGGAGAGUGGUGAGAUCUCCCCCUAUAUUACACAGGAUCCUCCCAACCUGGAUAAGCUUCUUGUGGUGACAGCUAGUGUAACCACCCUUCCCAUCAACACAGCUUUAUCCCGCCCUCCACCCUUAGUCCAGGUAGCAAAGCCGCCUGCGUGCGUGACCUCCGACUCCCGGCUGGAAACCCUCCUGGAGGGCGCACUGCUCCCUGACACAGAACCACAAAAACUGAAGCUGAUGGAGGAGUUACAUGCACCUGGGGACACCAUGGAAGUGGAUUUUAAUGACAACAUGUCCACCUCUGCUCUCAACAUGGACAACAUGGAUUGGCUGGAUCUCACUCUGUCUGUGCCAGCAGAGGAGGGUCACUCUUUGGAUGUGUCGGUGCCAGUAGGCGUCUUCUCGUCUGACUUCCUGGACUCUAGUGAACUGCACUUGAACUGGGACUGAGUGCUGUCAAGUCGAUCGCUUUUCAUUGUGAGAGAAGACUGCUUUUGUUUCCAUGAGACAAUAAGAGCUGUUUGGAUGCUUCAGCAGCUCCGUUCUGCUUUCCAGACAGAUAAAUCAGCUCUGUAAUAAUCUCAUCGUGCAACAUCACUUUAGAAGUUGCUGAACUGCUUCCUUUGAGGUCUCUAAAUCCUCUGGUUGUAUCGGGAGACAGAUAAAGUUAGAGUGGUACUGGCAGUUUGAGCUGAAAGUGGAAGUAAGCUUUUAAGAUUUCCAUCUCAAGACACGCCGCUGAUUUGUUAUCAGUCUCAUUUAAUGUUAUUGAUUCCUCUUAGUCCUCUGAUCUCAGUGAAUGUAGAGCUUUACAGUCAGCGUGGUGUGAGCAGAAAGAGCAGGAAAAUGUCCCAAAUCCUGGCCACAGUGCUAACGGCCAAACAGCGAACGUAGCUGAGGGCUGCUGUGUAGUUUACUCCACCCUGUCUUGGAAUGAUUAUCACUAUCAAAACAGAUUGUAAACACACAACCGCUGCACGAUCCUUGUGUGUAUGUGAAUUGUGAAGUAUAAAUCAGAUGUUUAAUUUGAGCUGGGAGUGUGAAUAUGAUGAAAUUAGAAAAGGGGCCACAACAAGCAGCCCAGCUGCUCUGACUAAACCAAGGCCAGUAUUUAUUACCAAAAAAAACCCAUGUUUUCCUCUCUUGCACUUUG